Molecule: messenger RNA, 1953 nt
Organism: Penicillium malachiteum
Lineage: Eukaryota; Fungi; Ascomycota; Eurotiomycetes; Eurotiales; Aspergillaceae
Product: DUF3405 domain-containing protein
Exons: 5
Coding region: 1-1953 (650 amino acids)
Source: RefSeq, a predicted model, not a curated record
AUGAGACUAACUGACUCGGAUUGCUUUGUGGGGCUUAGCCGACGGUUCCAUCUGCAGAAUCUAAGGCGUGGCUUGAUCGUUUUGACUGUCUGCUUGAUAUUCGGCACUUUUCUGCUCUUCCCCCAGCUAAAAGAUCACAUCAUCCCGCUAGCCUUGUCGCGAUAUGGAAAAUAUACACACUCGGGUUAUUCGGAAAUUUGGUCUGCUCGGUUGACUAACAUCCAUGGAUCUCGCAGUUCCUCGGUGAGCUUCUAUGUGAACACAAGUACGACGACAGAAACUGGAGAAUAUAGAACGCAUAUAUUAGAGACUUCACAAGAUUCGCACGCUAUCCCGUAUUAUCCUUACCCGGAUUAUAAUAGUGCAGAAUGGAAGAACAUGUGGAAAGGGACUUAUCAACAAUGUAUGGGACCGAACAGGACGAUAUUAGGUCGGAAUAAUGAAGAGUUCCUGUUAAAAGGUUACCAAUGGGAUCAAUCAAGCUUCCCAGCUCCGAUAUUUGGUUCAUACAAGGCAUGGAACCUCGAUGAUAGUAUUUGUACUGAUCGAUUCUCACAAUACGCUGCAUACGGAUAUGGGAAUGAGGACGAUGAAUUUUGGGAAGACCUCAACUGGGGAACCUUGCAGCAGGAAUGUGUUGAACGCAAUGCUGGACGGUACCAACGCCCCAAUCCAGUGGACAGGAUAACCACACUUCAUCAGUCGCAUGAUCGCCAGGUGAAUGCAAAUAGCUCCGAAGCUUCUCAAGAUCCUUCUCAGUCCAACUAUCACCCACGGACAGCUGUGAUCUUACGUUCCUGGAUUGAUAAACGAUAUACCUCAAAUGACAUUUUGUUCAUUCGCUCCAUGGUCAUGGAGCUCUCAUUGCAUUCCGGGGGAGAAUACGAGGUUGUUCUUCUCGUCGACUCCAAGGAUGUUGAACUUCCUGAACCGGAGGAUAAAUCCGGCAUGGAGGAGUUUAAAAGAAGCCACCUCCCAGAGGAACUUCAAGAUAUUGCCGUGUUCUUUAAUCAAAAGAUGCUUGCGGAUUGGUACCCCAAGAUCAAUGUGCACGUUGCGAUCUUGCAAUAUUUUCAGCCCGUACAGAUCUUCUCACGGUUAAACCCUCAGUACGAUUACGUCUGGCAGUUCGAGAUGGACUCGCGUUAUACGGGUCAUCUAUACCAUUUCCUCGAACAAGCAGGCGAAUUCGCAAAGCAACAACCUCGAAAGCAUCUCUGGGAACGUAACUCUUACUUCUACAUUCCCGCAGUGCACGGUGACUGGGACAAAUUCGUGGACACAGUAGACCAAAGCAUGGGCGACCGCGAAGAUAUUUGGGGUCCGAACCCAGCGAAGGGAAUUAACGUUAAAAGCAAGGCGCCGGCUGUUCCCCAACCAGAUGAACAGGAUAGCCAAUGGACCUGGGGAAUCGAUGAGGAAGCCGACGUCAUCACCUGGAUGCCACAGUUCAAUCCUAAAAACACGAAGUGGCCAUUCCGAGACCGAAUUUUCAAUUUCAAACAGGGUUCUAGUACGCCUGUUCGGUCAUCCCCGGUCGCUAUGUCUCGUGUUUCGGCUCGUCUGCUUAGACUCAUGCAUGCUGAUAAGACUCGUGCUGGAUUUGGGUUGGCUUCGGAGAUGUCGCCUAUCUCCUGGGCUCUCUUCUAUGGACUCAAGUCGGUUCAAGUACCCAUGCCAGUAUACCAUGAGUUGAAAUGGGAUCCUGUGAAGCUUAAUCAGCGUGCCAAUCCUGGUGAGCCUGGUAGUGUUAAUGCGGGUUGGAAUAGUAUUUGGAGCUGGGAGAUGCAUGACGAUAUUAUGUUGAAGUUGUCGUAUAUGUUUUCUUCUGAUUUUCCGGGGAAAUUAUAUCGAGCUUGGCUUGGGCUUGAUGACACGGUUGAGUGGGAGAAAAAUCACCGCCGACUCUGUCUGCCUCCGAUGCUCAUACAUCCUGUCAAAGAUACGGAGUAA